Molecule: messenger RNA, 733 nt
Organism: Trametes versicolor FP-101664 SS1
Lineage: Eukaryota; Fungi; Basidiomycota; Agaricomycetes; Polyporales; Polyporaceae
Product: ubiquitin-conjugating enzyme E2
Exons: 8
Coding region: 25-567 (180 amino acids)
Source: RefSeq, a predicted model, not a curated record
ACCUCUCUUCCUACUUCACUCGGAAUGGACCAGAUCAUGUCGUCGCUCGCCCCUCGUACUGGCGCGUCCAACAAGCCCGCCGCGGGAGGCUCUGGGGCAGCGUCGGGAGGCAGCGUCACGAAACGCCUGCAGAGUGAGUUGAUGACCCUCAUGAUGUCUGCGUCUCCCGGUAUCUCUGCAUUCCCGAGGUCGGACGCGAACCUGUAUGACUGGGUUGGGACGAUUGAUGGUCCUGCCGGCACGAUAUACUCGGGCCUAAAGUUCAAGAUCUCCAUAUCGUUCCCGCCAACGUACCCAAUGUCUCCACCGACCAUUAAGUUUGAUUCGGCGUGCUACCACCCGAAUGUUGACCUCGUAGGGGGCGGAAUCUGCCUUGACAUCCUGCAGGACAAAUGGUCGGCUGUUUACAGCGUACAGACAAUCCUGCUGUCGCUGCAAUCACUACUGGGAGAGCCGAACAACGCGUCUCCGCUCAACCCGGACGCGGCUGCCAUCUGGGAUUCGCCUGACCAGUUCAAGACACAGCUUAUGAAACAUUACCGCCCUAUCGUCGACGACGCCGAGUAGUCGCACACGGGUGACAGUUGUUCACAUCUAUGUCCCUUCCUCCAUGUAUCUCAUACUGUCGUAUCAUCGCAUGUUUCGCUAUCACUGUGCUGGACUAUGCAACCUGGAUCCUGUCUCCUUUCAUGUCCAAGCUCUUGUAUAUAGCUCCAAUCUGCCUGGGUCUGCG